UAGGUGCGUGCAAGCAUUGGUCUUGCUCUCCUCUGGGUGACGCGGAUUGGUAGGGGUUCCUCUCAGCUUAAUUCAACUUUAUUUAAUUUUACUUUUUCAAAAAACCCUAGCCUCUGAAACGAGCCAUGAAGUGGGGCUGGGUGUUUAUGACAGUUGUACUGUUUUUUGGGGCAUUUUCCCUGGCCAAGGAGAGCUUGGACUUCCCUGAGUAUGAUGGUAAAGAUCGUGUCCAUGACCUUAAUAUCAAGAACUAUAAGGCCGUGAUGAGGAAGUACGAUGUGCUGGUGGUGUACUACCAUGAUCACCCUGGAUCCAGCCACGUCGCCCAGAGACAAUUUGAGAUAGAGGAGUUGGCUCUCGAGCUUGUAGCCCAAGUACUUGAUGAAUAUGAAGAUGAAGAUAUUGGAGUUGGUCUUAUUGAUGCAAAGCACGACAAAGAUCUUGCCAGGAAAUUAGGUCUGGAGGAGUCCGACAGCAUCUUCAUCUUCACAGAGGAUGAAGUCGUGGAAUAUGAUGGAGAGCUUGCAGCUGACACUCUAGUGGAGUUCAUCUAUGAUGUUCUUGAAGACCCAGUGGAAAUCAUUGACAACAGCAAAGAGCUAAAAUGCUUUAAAAACUUAGAAGAGGACAUCAAACUGAUGGGAUACUUUAAGAAUCACAAAUCCGACCAUUUUGAGGCGUUUGCUGAUGCUGCAGAAGAGUUCCAUCCUCACAUCAAGUUCUUUGCAACAUUUAACCCCAAGAUAGCUAAGGCUUUGGAGCUUAAACUAAAUGAGGUCGACUUCUAUGAGCCCUUUAUUGAAGAUCCUAUGGUAAUUCCUGGUAAACCAUACACCGAGAAAGAGCUGGUUAAGUUCAUUGAAGCCAAUGACAGGCCUACCCUGAGGAAGCUGCAACCACACAACAUGUAUGAGAUUUGGGAUGAUGAUAUUGAUGGUGAACACAUCAUUGCUUUUGCAGAGGAGUCUGACCCUGAUAGCUAUGAGUUCUUGGAGACCCUGAAGGAAGUUGCUGAGGAUAACACUGAUAAUCCCAAUUUGAGCAUCGUAUGGAUCGACCCUGAUGAUUUUCCUUUGCUCGUGCCUCAUUGGGAGAAAACCUUUGGAAUUGACCUCUCCUACCCACAGAUUGGUGUUGUUGAUACUGAAGAUGCUGACAGUGUGUGGAUGGAUAUGGAUGAUGGAGAGGACCUUCCCACUGUAGACGAGCUGGAGGACUGGAUUGAAGAUGCACUGUCUGGAAAAAUUGACCCUGACCAUGACGACGAUGAUGAUGACGAUGAUGAUGAUGAUGAUGAUGACGACGAUGACGACGAUGACGACGAAGAUGACGACGAUGACGACGAUGACGACGAUGAUGACGAUGAUGACGAUGAUGACGAUGACGACGACGAUGACGACGAUGAUGACGACGACGAUGACGACGACGAUGACGACGAUGAUGAUGACGAUGAUGAUGACGAUGAUGACGACGACGAUGAUGACGACGACGAGGAUGAUGACGACGAUGAUGACGAUGACGAUUACUGAAUGAUUUCGUCUUAAUUUACUUAAAAAUUUUGACCAAUACAACUUCAAGAGUCAACAUCAGUGACUGUCACGUUCACACAUUCUUACGCUGAGUUCGUCUUUACGUCAUCAUCUGCAUCUUUAUUCCAUUUUUGUUUGUCCCUUUAGUGCCAACCGUCCUCUUUGUAAAAUAGGCUACUAAAGAUCAUUGUAGUCCACACUCAUACGUUAUACCAAUGAAAUAUUUUUUAUAUCAAAAGAGGAGUUCUAAUGUCUCAGUCCUGUGAAGUCUUUUACAGUAUUCAUGUUUUGUUAAACGUUGUAUAAUUUUCUUAUUUGCCCCACAGACAAAAACAACGUAACAAAUGUUGGAGUGCUGACAGUCCAAUGGAACUGAACUAUCGUCAGCCUCCUCUAUAAAACAAUGUAACAUUGUAUUGUGAAUGUGAUUCGCAACAAAUGGAUGUUUUAUACUGUGACAAAGUAAAACAGUCAAUCUAUUUUUUUAACAAGAAAUAUUUUGGUUAUACUGUUAAGUCUUAAAUAAAUAACAUCUUGGACAUUUAUGCCACAACUGUAGAGUUUUUC
Messenger RNA from Boleophthalmus pectinirostris (great blue-spotted mudskipper), 2096 nucleotides. RefSeq names its product calsequestrin-1-like. Gene Ontology annotation, biological process: regulation of skeletal muscle contraction by regulation of release of sequestered calcium ion. Gene Ontology annotation, cellular component: sarcoplasmic reticulum lumen. Bases 126 to 1529 code for a protein of 467 amino acids. NCBI's taxonomy places the organism in Eukaryota, Metazoa, Chordata, Actinopteri, Gobiiformes, Gobiidae. The transcript has 11 exons. The record is from RefSeq and is a predicted model, not a curated record. Gene Ontology annotation, molecular function: calcium ion binding.